Molecule: messenger RNA, 808 nt
Organism: Pyrgilauda ruficollis (rufous-necked snowfinch)
Lineage: Eukaryota; Metazoa; Chordata; Aves; Passeriformes; Passeridae
Product: E3 ubiquitin-protein ligase NRDP1-like
Exons: 5
Biological process (GO): tumor necrosis factor-mediated signaling pathway; positive regulation of JNK cascade; regulation of canonical NF-kappaB signal transduction
Cellular component (GO): plasma membrane signaling receptor complex
Molecular function (GO): zinc ion binding
Source: RefSeq, a predicted model, not a curated record
CCGCCGCUGAGCCCCGAGCGGCCCCGAGCGGGCCGGGCCCGCGCCCCGCGAUCCGUCCUCCAGGACCUCGUGGCUCCGCCCUGUGGGAGAGGAGAGGGAAAAAAUGGGAGAAAUUUGGGAGAAAUUCCCAGCACAGAGUGAGGCCAGCGCAGCCCUGCGUGCUUCCAGGAGGAAUUCUGCCUCGGGAGGGUUCUGGCGCCGGUGACGAGCGAUGGGGUAUGAUGUGGCUCGGUUCCAGGGGGACGUGGACGAGGACCUGAUCUGCCCCAUCUGCAGCGGGGUCCUGGAGGAGCCAGUGCAGGCCCCGCACUGCGAGCACGCCUUCUGCAAUGCCUGCAUCACGCAGUGGUUCUCGCAGCAGCAGACGUGCCCGGUGGACCGCAGCGUGGUGACGGUGGCCCACCUGCGCCCGGUGCCGCGGAUCAUGCGGAACAUGCUCUCCAAGCUGCAGAUCACCUGCGACAACGCCGUCUUCGGCUGCACGGCCGUGGUGCGCCUCGACAACCUCAUGGCUCACCUCAACGACUGCGAGCACAACCCCAAGCGCCCGGUCACCUGCGAGCAGGGAUGCGGGUUGGAGAUGCCCAAGGACGAGCUGCCCAACCACAACUGCAUCAAGCACCUGCGCUCGGUGGUGCAGCAGCAGCAGACGAGGAUCGCCGAGCUGGAGAAAACCUCGGCCGAGCACAAGCACCAGCUGGCCGAGCAGGUGGGGCAGCAGCACCAGGAGUGGGCUGGCAAGGGCAGACUUGGGGUGCUGGGAGCCAAAAUCCCCCCAAAAAAUAUGGGGGAGAAUGGCUGGGGGAAG